GCUUCGUCUCCCAUACCUCAGCCUCGGUCCGAGCUUUCGUCAACGCUCGGGCCCACAUCCGUUAACAAUCCCCUCCAUGCUUCUGUUCCGAGCCUAUGGUCUGGAAGACGAGCCUGCACCGAAGCAGGGGCUCAAUUUCCCGCUCACACUGAGCACAGUUAGGAUUUGGGUUUCCACUCUUCCUUUCCCUCACACUAUUCACUAAAACUUAGCUUAGUGGACCAAAAGCCGAAGCUCAAACGCGCUGAAGUCUCUUUUUCUCUCUGAAAUGUUCUUCUUCUCCUCCUUCUCCUCCUUUUUCUAUCGCUAGCUCUUGAAGAAUAUGGCAAGGUCUUGGAUAAUUGAUAGCCGAACAAUUGCAAGAAAAGUUAGAAACGUCAGUCAAUCUUCUUCACAAGCAAUUAAAGAUUGUGAUGCGAAACGAGAAUGUCCAAACUGUCACUUUAUCAUUGAUAAUACAGAUGUUUCUCCUGAUUGGCCUGGAUUGCCUGCAGGUGUUAAGUUUGAUCCAACUGAUGAAGAAAUAAUGGAGCACUUAGCGGCCAAGUGUGCCGUUGGAAACUUAAAGCCACAUGUAUUAAUUGAUGAAUUCAUCCCCACACUUGAAACAGACCAAGGAAUCUGUUAUACUCAUCCAGAGAAUCUCCCCGGUGUUAGUAAAGAUGGAAAUGAUGUCCAUUUUUUUCAUAAAACAAGCAAUGCAUAUGCCACGGGUCAAAGGAAGCGCCGCAAGAUUGAAAGUGAACCUAAUUCAAGCCUCGAACAUUUUCGCUGGCACAAGACAGGUAGGACCAAAGCUGUGAUAGAUAAUGGUGUUCACAAGGGAUGGAAGAAGAUCUUCUCUCUGUAUAGAAGUUCGAAGGGAGGCUCGAAGCCUGAAAAGUCUAAUUGGGUUAUACAUCAAUACCAUUUGGGAACUGAAGAAGAUGAGAAGGAAGGCGAAUAUGUUUUAUCGAAAAUUUCUUAUCAGCAACAAAAGCAAUGUAUUAAGAGCAGUGAUAAUAUGCUCAUUGAGUAUUUUGAUGCAAUGCUCCAUCAAACAAGUCCUAGAACUCCCAAGUCGAAUCCUCCAAUUCCGCCUCGAUCGGGAAAAUCACUUGUCUCCAAUGCUGUUGCUGACAGCAGUCUGCCUCAGUCAUUUUCAAAGGAAGAAGAGUUGACUCCGGAGGCAUCUCGUGUUUCUUAUCCGAAUAUUUCAUCAGAGAUCGACGUGGGAUACCAUGCAUGGUUGGCUGGAGAAUCUCAGGAUAUAAAUGAUGUUGAACUACAUUACUUGGAAGACAACUUAUUGUGCAAUGAAGUCCUAGAUUCUAGUGCUUUUAUGACUAACAACCAAGUAAAUCAAAUGCUUUUCCCUCUCUCUGGUAACAAUGCUUACCACGAGAUUGCGAACGAUAACGUUCCUUGUGGAAUUGCAGACCUUGUGAACCUUGAAUUAGAUACUCCACCUGAUUUUCAUCUUGCUGACCUGCAGUUUGGUUCUCAAGAGAGCAUUUUCGACUGGAUCGACAGGAUAUGAAGUGAAUGUUGAAGCAAAAUCUCAUGAGAAUGACAUGUUACAAUCUGACUUUUCUGCCCCAAAUCUUCCUCGAAUUCACCAUCUUUCAUCGUAAAACUCUUUGCAGUCAUUUGGCUUUCAUUUGUAUGGGAAAUGCCAUGCAUUUCGCCCGUCGCAAGUCGGUUAAACUUUGAAAUUCGAAAGACACGUAACAACUUACAACCAUAUCUAUCAGUUGUUUCACACAGAAUCAAGAACAACCGCAACCUGCUCAGCUAUGUUUUUGCUCAAAUUUUGUGUUAAAUGCACCAUGAAGGUGCUUGAAGUUACUAUGAAUUUUUGAGUGCCAUUGAUGAUAUGUGAGAUGGGUUGUUGAGGGGAAAAUGUGGCUGAUCUAAUAUUUGGUAUGGAAUGUAAUAAACAUUCUAUGUGGUAACUGAUUUAUGUGUAGUGGUGGUGAUUCAUUUUGAGAAGAUGGAUGGGGUGACAUUCAUCUUUUGGCCAACUUUAAUCACACUUUUUCUGUAAGAUAUAGUAAGUAAUUGGGUGGUGUAUGUAUGAUCUAUAUUUA
Messenger RNA from Benincasa hispida (wax gourd), 2069 nucleotides. RefSeq names its product SUPPRESSOR OF GAMMA RESPONSE 1. Gene Ontology annotation, molecular function: DNA-binding transcription factor activity; transcription cis-regulatory region binding. Gene Ontology annotation, cellular component: nucleus. Lineage: Eukaryota; Viridiplantae; Streptophyta; Magnoliopsida; Cucurbitales; Cucurbitaceae. Gene Ontology annotation, biological process: regulation of DNA-templated transcription. The record is from RefSeq and is a predicted model, not a curated record.